This is a messenger RNA of Peromyscus eremicus (cactus mouse), 1456 nucleotides long. RefSeq names its product ribosome biogenesis regulator 1 homolog (gene Rrs1). The coding region runs from base 82 to 1179 and encodes 365 amino acids. NCBI's taxonomy places the organism in Eukaryota, Metazoa, Chordata, Mammalia, Rodentia, Cricetidae. Gene Ontology annotation, molecular function: protein binding. The record is from RefSeq and is a predicted model, not a curated record. The transcript has a single exon. Gene Ontology annotation, cellular component: nucleus; preribosome, large subunit precursor; nucleolus. Gene Ontology annotation, biological process: ribosomal large subunit biogenesis; endonucleolytic cleavage in ITS1 to separate SSU-rRNA from 5.8S rRNA and LSU-rRNA from tricistronic rRNA transcript (SSU-rRNA, 5.8S rRNA, LSU-rRNA); ribosomal large subunit export from nucleus.
CGGACGUCCGCACGUGGUUGCCGGUUGCUGUAGUGGAGUUACUUUCUGCUGCUGCUGCCCCAAGUUGGGAAGCGGGGGGCCAUGGACGGCCAGAGCGUGGAGGAGCUGCUGGCCAAGGCGGAGCAGGAGGAGGCGGAGAGGCUGCGGCGCAUCACGGUGCACAAGGAGCUGGAGCUGGAGUUCGACCUGGGCAACCUGCUGGCUUCGGACCGCAACCCCCCGACGGGGCUGCGCCAGGCCGGACCCUCGCCCGAGGCCGAGCUGCGGGCCCUGGCGCGGGACAACACGCAGCUGCUCAUCAACCAGCUGUGGCGGCUGCCGACCGAGCGCGUGGAGGAGGCGGUGGUGGCGCGCCUGCCGGAGCCCGUCACCCGCCUGCCCCGCGAGAAGCCGCUGCCCCGGCCGCGGCCGCUCACCCGCUGGCAGCAGUUCGCGCGCCUGAAGGGCAUCCGUCCCAAGAAGAAGACCAACCUCGUGUGGGACGAGGUGAGUGGCCAGUGGCGGCGCCGCUGGGGCUACCAGCGAGCCCGGGACGACACCAAGGAAUGGCUGAUCGAGGUGCCUGGCGGCGCCGACCCCAUGGAAGACCAGUUCGCCAAGCGGCUUCAGGCCAAGAAGGAGCGCGUGGCCAAGAACGAGCUGAACCGGCUGCGGAACCUGGCCCGGGCGCACAAGACGCAGAUGCCCAGCGCAGCCGGCCUGCACCCCACGGGACACCAGAGUAAAGAGGAGCUGGGUCGCGCCAUGCAGGUGGCCAAGGUCUCCACCGCUUCGGUGGGGCGCUUCCAGGAGCGCCUCCCCAAGGAGAAGGCGCCCCGGGGCACCGGCAAGAAGAGGAAGUUUCAGCCCCUCUUUGGGGACUUGGCAGCGGAGAAGAAGAACCAGUUGGAGCUACUUCGAGUCAUGAACAGCAAGAAGCCUCAGCUGGACGUGACGAGGGCUACCAACAAGCAGAUGAGGGAGGAGGACCAAGAAGAGGCCGCCAAGAGGAGGAAAAUGGGCCAGAAGGGCAAGAGAAAGGGGGGCCGGCAGGGACCUUCGAGCAGGAGAAAAGGGGGGCCGCCGGGCCAGGGAGAGAAGAGGAAAGGAAGCUUGGGAGGCCAGAAGCACUCCAGGCCUCCCGCUUUCGGUGGCAAGAAGAAAGGAGUGCCGCACCAAGGUGGGAAGAGGAGGAAGUAGUAGUCUCCCCCCCGGACCUGUUCUGCAAAGCGAGGACUGUCUGAGCUAAGGGUUAAAUUGUGCACACCACCGCAGGCUGGUGCAGGGGGCAGCUGCCCCCAUUGGAGAUUAAAGGGACCGGCUUGGCUCCCCUCGGGAGAGUCGGUGCUGGACUACGAAUAAUCUCUUCCCCACAACAGAGACACUGGCUGGAAAUUAAGGGCAUAUUUUGAGAACAUGAGAAUUAGAGAAAUAAUGUGGUCAGAAUCAGGAGUAAGUUAACCGCCUGCUUUUUUUU